Molecule: messenger RNA, 3993 nt
Organism: Prorocentrum cordatum
Lineage: Eukaryota; Dinophyceae; Prorocentrales; Prorocentraceae
Source: the annotation of a GenBank genome assembly
AUGCCGGCCUCCCCGGCGCCGGCCGCGGGCGCUGGGGCACACGGAGCAGCCGAGGAGAAGGGCGCCCGGCCGCGCCCAGCCGGCGCGGUCCUGAAUGGCGGCGCCGGCCUCGCCGCGCGCCCCGAGGCCUUGUCGGCCACGCCGCUGGCCGAGACCGUGGUCGCCCGCCACGCGCUGCGCGUGUCGCCCGCGGCCCGGCGCAGGCGGUGCCGGUCCGAGAGCUCCGAGAGCAGCGGCGCUUGCUCGCCCCUGCCAGGCAUCGCGGUGGGUCCGGGCGCCGGGCUGCGGGCCCUCGCCGCGCUGCCGCCGCCACCAGCCAGGGGCCGCUGGCCGCAGCCCCGCAGGGCUGGAGCGGGCGGAAGCCCACGGCGGCCAGCCCAGCCGAGGCAGCGGGAGGACGACGGGCAGCCAGGACCUCCGUCGGAGGGGUGGGUCGCGCUGCGGUCGCGCAGGGCCCGCGUGCGCCCGCUCUGCUUCAAGGCCCUGUGGGGCGCCUGCGACGGCGCCGGCUGCCCGCGAUGGCACCCCGCCGACGAGCGCGACGCCAAGCGCAUCCUCGACGACCUUUCGGUGCGGCAGUGCACUGAGGAGAGGUGCCGCAAUGGGAAAUUUACAUUCUGCCCCUACUACCACGGCCCAGCCCCAGCGCCUGCACAGCCGGGUGCAGCGGUGCCCUGCGCAGUCCCCCCGCCGAAGCGGGCCCGGCGCGGCAGCCCGGGCGGCGGUGGGCCCAUUUCGCCACGCUCUGAGAGAUCUUCUGGGCAGCUGUCCUCCGAGUCCGCUUCGCGCGACGGCUCGCAGAGCGAUAGCAGCGACGAGGAAGGCCAGAGCAGCAGCCCAUCCACGGCGCUCGCGGCGGCGUCGGCGGAGUCUGGCGGCCCAGCGCAGCAGCCCCAGCACCGGCAGUUCUUGCAGCGCAAGGAUCCGCCCGCGCUGCUGGUGGACGGGCCAGACUUCGCAGUCGUGUCGAAGCCCGCCGGCUGGGACGCGUGUUGCCCCGUCGCUGCGGGCAGCGGCACCACCUCGGCAGAGGGUCUGCUGGCCAGCGGCUGGGUGGAGCCCCUCUUCGCCUUCCCUAAGUUGCGCCGCCGACGGGAGCAGCACGUGGUGCUCUCGCAGGGCCCCAUCGCCUCGGGCUGGGCCCUCGUGGCGGGCAGUCGCCGUGCCCAGCACCGCCUCCUCAGCACGCUGCGCGAGGGGAAGCUGAUCUCCUACUCCCUGGCGCUGGUCGACGGGGAGCCGCCGCCCGGCGGCGAGCUCGCGGGGGCCAACCGCGAGGAUGGCGCCUUCGAGGCGUCCACUCUCGCCGUGUACAGGCGCAAGGCUGCGGAGGGCUGGAGCGCACAGGCGGGAAGCGAGCGCUGCACCCUCGUGCUGAUCAAGGCCGCAGGCAGCGCUUGCGGCGCAGAGCGCGGGCUGCUCGCCUUGGCGUGGGGGCGGCCAGCGGCCGGCGACGCGGAGCACGGCGCGGAGGGCGGUGGCGCGCGGGCGUUCUUCCACGCGUACGCCCUCGGAUGGUCGCGGCCCGAGGGCGAGGGCGGGCGAAUGGCGACGGUGGUCUGCCCGCUGCCUGCCGACAUGCGCGCUGGCUUCGAGGGCAUGGACGCUUUCUUCAACUGUCCUGCUGGCGGCGACGCCGCCGUGGCCAGCGCCUGCGCCGCGGAGCGGAUGCGCCAGGCGUUGCUCAAGACGGGGCAGUUGCCAGCCGAGCUGCUCGCGGAGGGCGGCAUGGUCAGCUGCCCCACCACGGGGUCUUUCCGGGCGGUCUCGCAGGCAGGGAAAGUUCUGCCGAUGCCUCCAGCCCCGCCGCUCCCAUUCGGCUUGGAGAGGUGGGGUGGGGUCAUUUGCCGGCGGCGCUGGAUCGUCGCAUUCGUGAAGGAAGCGCUGAGACGCGCGAAGGAGUAUCGCCUCGAGGAGGUCGCGCCUGGCCGAGUCAUGGCCCAGACGCUCCUGGAACACUUCGCCGUGCUGCGCGAAGCCUGCUACAAUUCGGCGAAAGCUCUCUGGAGGGUGGCAGACAGGGACGUUUCCAAGGCACUCGAGCCUGUGUGGGAAACGAUGGACGAUCCGCGGGUCAACCUCUCCGCGGAUUCUUGCUUGUCUAUCGGAGUCAGACCCCCUUGCGAACAGUUGCAAGCGUUCGUGGAGGAGUACGUGUCUGGGCUGCCUGCUGGCGAGAGCAUUCCAGUGGCGGAGUUGUUCGGCAAUGAGCACGUGCGGGCGAUCUACAGCGAGGCACAGAUGCCACACCGACCUCUGCUCGAGUCCUUGAAGCCAUGCCCGCUCUUCGAUGUCGAUCCGACUGCCGACGCCAUCACGCUGCGCGCCGUUCCAGAGCGGUUCCUGCUCGGCAUGGAGAAGCUUAUGCGCGAUCACGGGAUUCGUCGCGGGGACCCGCGGCUUUUCGUUGAGCUCAGGAAGCAUGGUCACAGGGUACCGGUCUCCUGGUUCCUUGGGAAUUACUCCCAGUUCCUUCUUGGAGAUUCUCAGGCAAAGAUUAGCGUGGCGGAGGCGACCAAGAUGUUGGCGUCAUCUCAGGAACUAGUGGUGGAGCCUGGCAGCAACAUGGUAAAGUCGCGGUCAGGCCAUGUUCUGAGCCUCCCAGCUGCACCUGAGGCCCACCCAGCAUUCAGGAGAGUUGGCAAGGAGCACAACUUAAUGUGGGGUGACAGGUUCACGUUCAGCCCUAGGGACGUCAAACUGUUCCAGGAGCUUAUGGAUCACUACUUCGAACCCUUCUCCCUUCAGCACAACCGUAUGCUGCUUUACACGGCGGAGGUUGAGACGGACCCUUCGGGCAGCACGACUUGGCGUUGGAGUGUUUCCCGUCUCAUGCAGGACUUCAAGCGUGUCUAUACGAGUUUGGGAGGAUUGGCGCGCAAAACGAGGUACGCAUUCCUUGAGAGGGUGUGCUCCGUGGCGUGCAAGAACGUUCGGUUCGUGUCGAGAUUGCGAGACGAGGAACUCUUCGUGGAGCUCGUCUACGUGCCAGACUUUAGGCUACCAGUGAUUGCGUUGUGCGCCCCAGCGUGGAUGUCGGAGACCUUCCUUGCGAGGCAAGAGCAGCUCCCGCCGAUCCCUCCGUCGGGCAGCGUCCUUGUCUCGUACGCCCUCGGCUGCGCCGCGGGCGCGCUGGGUUCUGCCGGCGACGCGGGCCAGGCCGCCCCCAAGUUCGCGCGCGCCAAGCGGCAUCGGCUCAUCAUCCGCCAGUUGCUCGCCUUCACGGCCGAUGUGCUUUGUGUUCAGCAGUGCGAGUCUGGCCUCCAGAGGCCUGCGUGCCGCAGCGGCACCCUGGAUUGCGGGACAACAGCCUGGCCAACGGAGGGCACGUUGUUAGCGGCGUUGGUUGCCAGGCUGGAGAAGGACGACUUCGAAUGGCUCGCAGCGCCAGCUUUGGAUCUACAGGGGCACUCACGCGAAUGGGGCUCUGCCAACGUUGUCUUCUGGCUCCGCCGCAAGUGGAAAGCGGUGGGAUGGGCCGUCAGCGCAGGGGGCGCUGUCAGCGUGGUUCUGGAGCCGCGCCGUAGCCCAGGAGUCUCUUGGCAGCUCACCGCAUGCUCCCUCGAGGCCUCCGAGGCCGACCUCUCGGCCCAGCUCUCCGCCGUGAAGGGGUACUUGCGGCCCCCGUGCAUUUUGAGCGGCACGUUUGGGGCCGAGGCGGCGGACGUCGGCCGAGCGAUGCAGGCCGCGGGGUGUCCAGGCCUCCGCAGUGCGCAUCGCGAGGUGCUCGGGGCAGAGCUGGCCUGGACGAGCCUCUGCUGGGGCAGCGGCGGCAGCCAUGAGCCAUCGACGAGAUGCCGCAACAGCGUGUGGCUGGGCGGGGGCUCCUCGCUCACGCCGCUGGCCGCGCUCCCGGGCCACAAGCGCGGGCCUCACCGCACCGAGGAUGGACGCGUCUGCCGGCAGACGAUGCCCACGGACCAUUUGCCGCUCGUCCUGGGCAUCGAGCACGCCCCUCCUGGGGACACGUCGCACGCGCUGCCCGUUGGUUAG